Amyelois transitella is the source of this 1419-nucleotide messenger RNA. It is a transcript of the gene MED22, whose product is annotated as mediator of RNA polymerase II transcription subunit 22. Gene Ontology annotation, molecular function: transcription coregulator activity. NCBI's taxonomy places the organism in Eukaryota, Metazoa, Arthropoda, Insecta, Lepidoptera, Pyralidae. The transcript is spliced from 3 exons. The coding region runs from base 265 to 690 and encodes 141 amino acids. Gene Ontology annotation, biological process: regulation of transcription by RNA polymerase II. The record is from RefSeq and is a predicted model, not a curated record. Gene Ontology annotation, cellular component: mediator complex.
AAUGGUUGGUAAACAUUUUUUGUUUAAUGUCAAGUCAAAAAUCGGCGAAAUUUUUCAUGUCCCAAAAAAGUGCGCACCCUUUCUGACACUGACUGACCGUCAAGUAGCGAGGCGAGAGCACUCGCGCGAGAAUGAACAGCUGUUUUAAAGAUACAUAUUUCUACUUAUUUUGUGGUGUAAAGUAAAAGAUAUUCGUUUUGAUUUUCUUCACUUAUCCUCCGUUCUCUAAAAAUAUUUGCCUUACACUAUUAUUAGUUAUAUAUAAUGCACAGAAAUCUUCCCCAAAAUAAAGAAGCUUUGCUGAAAUCGUAUACAACAAGACUUAAAGAAGACGUCAAAAGUAUGCUAGAAAAUUUUGAAGAAAUAAUAAGGUUGGCUAAAGGAGAAAGAGGGGAGAAUGAAUCCCAACUGAAUAGAAUGACACAAAUAGAGCAAGAUACAUUUGAAAUGCAAGUCCGAGCUGCUAAUAUAGUGCGAGCUGGGGAAUCAUUAAUGAAACUAGUAUCUGAUAUCAAACAGUAUUUAAUAUUGAAUGAUUUUCCAUCAGUUAAUGAAGCAAUUACUCAAAACUCCAAACUCUUCCGCACCAAACAACAGGAGUGUGACCAAAAACUGAUGUCUUUACGUGAUGAAAUUGCAGCAGACCUCUAUGACUUGGAAGAUGAAUACUUUACUAGUAUUUAUAAAUAAUUGUAGAAGUCAAAAUUCCAAAUCUUUUGUGUGAAGUUCAAGAUGAAAUCCAAGAGCUUUAUUAUGAAGUUGGGGAGCCACAUCAAUUUUAUCAGAAAUUAUUCAACCAUCAUGGAGGCUGUUUCAAUAGACCAUUCAGAUUAUUUAAAUAACUACAAAAUGCAAUGUUUGGUUUUUGUUUAUGUAAAUGAUAUUAUUUUAACACUUUUAAAAUAUCAGGAUCUUAAAUACUGUAUGUACUGUACUGUACUAUAAUUUAACGUACAUAUUUUAUAAGUAUGACCAUAAUAUUUUUAUACUCAUAGUUAUUGAUGGUUCUUUUUAAAUAUUUGUAUCAUUUAUCCUUGCCAAAUUAUCUACAGUUUUACUAUCGAUACUAUUUAUAAUAUUGAUAUAUUUCAGCUAUCGAUAGUGAGCUGGAAUUCAUGAGUAUUUAUUUAAGGAGAGCAGGUAGGGGAAGAACCCAGUUCACUAUUGAUAGGCAUAAACAAUAAUAAGGAAAGUAUUAAUAGGACUAUUGAUACUAUCCUUUAUAGAUUUUAUUAAUUCACUUUACUCAUCUAUUGAUAGUGGACUAUCAAUUGGCAACACUAGGAUCAUUCUGUAAUACAGCAAUUUAGUUUUCCUGUUUAAAAAGUCAUUUAUUCUUCUUACCUAAUUAAAAACAUAUUUUUAGGAUAAAGUACAUAGUGGAUGGAUAUCUGCAUAAAUAAACAACAUUUAAUUUUA